UACCCGUAACAUGUGUGUGGUGUUGUGUUGUUGAGGCUGCGGUAAACACUGUAAGCUCUGUUUUUAACAUGAAAGCUGAUCCUGCAGCGCAGUAAGUGCAGAAAUACGCCCGACGAAUGGAAACUGCGCCACCUUAAUGGCGGGACUGUAAGAUCAAGUGCUCAUUUACACUCUUCACAAACGCAUACUGCGAUUAAAUCGCAUUCAACAUUAACAAACUUACAUCUCACAGUGCAGCUGUCACAGGAGCAAUCAGACAUAUGUGCUACUGAGACCGGACAUGAUCAGCCGACACUUUCUGUUCGCCAGAGCACUAACGCGUUUGACUCGGGUGUUUAAUGCAGACAUUCACUCAGAAGUGAUUAAGUCUCGUCGGGUGAAGCUGCGUGUCGGAUCUCAGUCAUAUGAGACACACAGACUGAGCUGUGUGAGUGUGCAGCAUGCGACAGUGUGUGCUGAAGAUCACUCAGACAUCAUGGAGGAGAUCAACAAUAACUCUGUGUCCACACAACAAGAACAGAGCACUACACAACAGAAGAGCACUACCAAGGCAGUCAAGAAGGUCAAAAAACCAAAGAAGGAGCUAAAGAAAGUGUCGGGCAAGAAGAAGAAGCAGAAGGAGGCAGAAUGCGCCUGCGACCUGAUGGCCGAGCUUCCCUUCGCAAACACAGAGGUCUGGAAGGAGUUGGGCUUCUCCAGCGCAGAAUCGAGCGUGAAGAAGAAGCGUAAGCGAGGAGACAGCGGUCGAGUGGAGAGUGAAGAAGAUGAUGAUAAAAAGAAGAAGAAGAAGGAGGCGGCUCGCCCAAACUACUUUGUCUCUGUGCCUAUCACAAACCCAGAGAUCAAACAGGCGGUGCAGGACGUGCAGAAGCUGGUGCUGGAGAAGGAUUCUCGUCUGUCCCGAGCGCUGAUACCCGUGGACACUCUACACAUCACUCUACUGGUGACUCACCUGAGCACACAGGAGCAGCUCGAUCUUGCUGUGUCUACACUGUCAGAGCUGGAGUCUCCUCUGAACGCGUUGCUGGAGGGCCGGAGGCUGAUCCUGCCCUUCUGUGGAAUCGGACACUUUAAACAGGAAGUGGCAUUCGUUCAGAUCACAGAAGGAGAGCAUCUGUCCAAACUCACGCUCAUGGCAGAAAGCGUCAAGAAGGCGUUUGAGGAGCGGGGCAUCGCGUCUGGAGAUGACAAAGCAUUUAAACCUCAUCUGACGUUUCUCAAACUCUCACGAGCACCUAAACUACGCAAGCAGGGUGUUAAGAAGCUGGAUCCGGCGCUGUUCUCUGAGUUUGAGGGCCGUGUGUUUGGAGACGAAUGCGUGUGUAGACUGGACCUGUGCUCCAUGCUGAAGAAAAAGAGCGCAGAUGGAUACUACCACCGCGAGAAGAGCGUCAGCUUCAAUCUUCUGCAAAGCAGGCAGCGUGCUGCACCGACAAGUGCUAAGAAAGCCCCGGUUCCGGACGAUGAGGAGUUAGUGAGUCUAAGUAAGCGGCUGGUGGAAGAUGCCGUGUUGCGGGCCGUGCAGCAGUACAUGGAGGAAACUCAGCAGAACGGCACCACUCCAAAAAACGACGGUCCGCCGGUGGCCGGCGGCAAACUCAGCACCACCAAAUGACCGCGCGAGCCCUGAGCCGUACCCCGACCCGACCGGGCGGAGAGCCGCAACACGCCUCCACCUGCCAGGUGAAGCGAUUGUGGAGCAGAGAAUGAUCACAAGUGAAGCCAAGAUCAGGGCGAAUCUCUGGACGCACGCAGCACUCAAACUCUCCUUUAUUUUCCUCUUUCCCCGUCCUGCAUCACUCCUGUCUGUUUGACUUUAUUUGUGACUGAUCCUUCAGAAAAAGAGCGCACACAUCACGCACGCGCCGCUGUAGUGUCCGGAGGCCCGUUUCGGUCUGUCAGUGUUGCUUUGUCAUCUUCACAUCUGACAAUCACAGUGAACUGCUCAGUUGGACUGCACAUGAAAUGCAGGCCUGAAGCCCGAUCCAAAGCCAGAGCCAUCAGAACAGCUUAUGAACUCUGCAAGCGCGAUGUUUGUGUUUGUGUACGUGUAACCCUGCAUAUGUGUGUCAGAUGACGACGUGUGUGUGUGUUGUUUGUGCCGUAGGGUGUGCGUUUGCUCAGAGCAGAAUGGACUUGGAAAGAGAGCGCAGGCGGACGCAGGUAGAGGCCAUAAAGACACUGUUAGCGCAGGAAAACAUUCGAGCUAAGAUCCUACAGGAGCUCGACUUGGCCGUCGGAGGGAGUCCACACUGAAGCUCAUGGACACACACAACCAUCUCAAAGUAAA
Labeo rohita (rohu) is the source of this 2290-nucleotide messenger RNA. Its product is annotated as A-kinase anchor protein 7. Gene Ontology annotation, molecular function: protein kinase A regulatory subunit binding. Gene Ontology annotation, cellular component: cytosol. The record is from RefSeq and is a predicted model, not a curated record. NCBI's taxonomy places the organism in Eukaryota, Metazoa, Chordata, Actinopteri, Cypriniformes, Cyprinidae. Bases 281 to 1615 code for a protein of 444 amino acids. The transcript has 9 exons.